CUUGUUACAGGCCCCUCCCACUUAUCCAUGGAAAUGUUACUGAGCAUUGAGUAUAGUUACUACUUGGUAAUUUUUUCAGUAUAGUGAUUAAUUGGCCCCAGAAACUUGGGGAUGUUCUUUCUUUGACAUUAACAGAAUUCCUCUCUGUCUCUGCAGAUGUAUAAGUUGUACCAUACUGUGACGGGCUACAAGGAUGUCAGGAUCAUCUCACUUAUACCAGGAAGUGUGGUGGUGGUGGAACAUGAAGUUGUGCUAGAUAUCAAUUUGCUAAAGGGAAUUGAAGAAUAUAAUAAGGCGGUCGGGGAGCUUUAUGACAGACUCAAUGGGACGAACCGCAGCUCUAAUGAUACAGGUUUCUUGGAGUUCAAUGCAAGCAGAACAGAGAUCCAGGGCAAUGCACGGAAUGUUGCAGAUCUAUGCUCAGAGCUUGAUAUCAUCCCUAAAGAGAUGCGCCAAUAUUUCUACGGUGUCAAUGAAUCCAAAAAUCUCCUCUGUGCCAGCAACUGCAGCUCUUUCAACCCAAAGUUUGUCGACUGUAACGCGGGUCAGUGCUCAAUCACUAACGCAGGACCCCACUGCUACUGCCAGACCUCGGAUGACUAUUGGUACACAGGGGACCGGUGUGAGAACGCUGUCAGUAAAGCAGGCGUCAUCGCUGGAGUUACAGUCGGACUCUUCGUUUUGCUCCUUAUAUUUAUUAUUGUCGCAAUCUUUCUAAUUCAACGUCGGAAGAAAACGGGCAAAGAAACGUUAGUUGACAAUGAACACAGCUGGUACAAUAACUGGGAAGGUGAAACUUUUGAAAAAGGGCAAAUCAGGAACUCAGCAUCUAACAGCAACAAUGGGUCUCAGGGCUCCAGCUUUGCUAACAGGGAGUUCAGGCCAGCGCUGGACAAAGUGGACACAAGUAUUAAGAUAAGGACCGGCAGAGCCACGGUGGUUCAUUAAAUUUGUUGCCCAAUUUCUCAUCAUCUCGAAGAGCACUUAACGUCCAUAGAGGAAUCCGUUGCACUCUUUGCCUCUAGCGGGCAACCUGUUUUAAUCAGUCUUCAUAUGUAUUUUCUAUUUUCAAUGCUAAUUAACGAUCAUCUCAUAAUUAGGCUUAGGCCAAAAGGAAAAAUGGCCCACAUGGACCUCUUGUGGCUGCGACCAUAUGGUCAUAUGCUAUCAUUGUAUGAGGCAAGGCAAAAACACUUAGAUAUAAGGCACUAAGGAGCUCCUCAUAUAAACUGCCUAUUCAUGAUACAGACUGCUUGGAGCAAGUGCAGUACUACAUUAUGGAUCCAACUUACUGUGAUUAUGGUGGAAUGUGUUACUCCCAUUGCCUCCAUGUUGGUAGAUAUCGUUCCAUUAUGAAAAGAAAGAAGCCUUUAUAUACUGAGAAAUGUGAUACACUAAUUAUACUUCGCUCUUCCUGAGAAUCAAUGCAGCACGUGAUACGUUCACACAUAUAAAGUGAUUUCUUAAUGGCGCUUACAUUAUACAGACCCUGUAUUGCUUUCUAUUGCUUCAUAUAGGAAUAAAGGAUAAUUGUUA
Molecule: messenger RNA, 1536 nt
Organism: Xenopus tropicalis (tropical clawed frog)
Lineage: Eukaryota; Metazoa; Chordata; Amphibia; Anura; Pipidae
Product: mucin-3B-like
Exons: 8
Coding region: 157-948 (263 amino acids)
Source: RefSeq, a predicted model, not a curated record